Euleptes europaea (tarantolino) is the source of this 3027-nucleotide messenger RNA. It is a transcript of the gene ITIH2, whose product is annotated as inter-alpha-trypsin inhibitor heavy chain 2. Lineage: Eukaryota; Metazoa; Chordata; Lepidosauria; Squamata; Sphaerodactylidae. Gene Ontology annotation, biological process: hyaluronan metabolic process. The transcript has 23 exons. The coding region runs from base 1 to 3027 and encodes 1008 amino acids. Gene Ontology annotation, molecular function: serine-type endopeptidase inhibitor activity. The record is from RefSeq and is a predicted model, not a curated record.
AUGAGCCGUCUCACUCGCUUGCUUCUGGUGCUGUUCUGCGCUGGGGAAAUAUGGAGCUUUGACCUCCUCAUUGCGGACAUCCCAGAGGAUCUGGAUGAGUGGCUGGACUUUGAGAUGGAUGGGAUCCUUUCACGAUCCACACGGAGAAAUGGCAGAUACCAGAGGAGCAUAUCUGCUGCCGACGAUUCAGGAGAAGAGGUGCGAGGCGCCGACGACAUCAUCCUUUAUAGCUACAAGGUCCAGUCGGUCAUUACAUCUCGACUGGCCAACACGAUGGUCCAGAGCAAAGUGGCAAAUAACGCCAAGCACGCACAGAAUCUGGUCUUCGACGUCCAGAUCCCAAAAGGGGCUUUCAUCCAUAACUUCACUAUGAAUGUCAACGGCAUCACGUUUACUAGCUCGAUUAGAGAAAAAUCUGAAGCCAGAAGCCAAUUCGCACAAGCCAGAGCCAGGGGCAAAACGGCUGGAAUACUGAGGAGUAAUGCCCUCGACACGGAGAACUUCAAAGCCGAACUCAACGUGCCCGGAGGAACCAAAGUCCAGUUUGAAAUCCACUACGAAGAGGUGAUCCGAAGGAGAUUGUCAUCUUACGAGCACAUUAUCCCACUACAGCCCGGUCGGCUGGCUAAACACCUAGAGGUGGACAUCCGCAUCAUUGAGCCUCAGGGGAUUAGUUUUGUCUACGUUCCCAACUCCCUUGGAGACACAUUUUCAGAUGUUACUACCAUCACCAAAGGAGAAAAAAAGGUCCACCAUUUUAGGUCCACCACGUUCCCUUCUACAGUGAUCGAUGGCAAUUUUGUGGUGGUGUACGAUGUAAACAGAGAUACCAAAGCGGGAGAACUGGAGAUUUUCAAUGGUUAUUUCAUCCACUUCUUUGCUCCCGAAAAUCUGGAGUUCCUGCCCAAAAAUAUCCUCUUUGUGAUUGAUGUCAGCGGCUCAAUGUGGGGGCUGAAAAUGAAGCAAACUGUCGAAGCGAUGAAGACCAUCCUGGGGGACCUCCGCUCCGACGACAAGUUCUCAAUUCUCGACUUCAACCACAACGUGCGGACCUGGAGAGACAGCUUGGUGCAAGCUUCCAAAUCGGAGACCGAAGCUGCCAAGAAGUAUGUUGAGGGGAUCCAUCCCCAUGGAGGGACAAAUAUUAAUGAUGCUCUCCUACGGGCGAUCUUUAUUUUAAACGAAGCCAAUAGACUUGGAAUGUUGGAUCCAAACUCCGUGUCCAUGAUUGUGCUGGUUUCAGAUGGAGACCCUACUGUGGGAGAACUUAAGCUGCCCACUAUUCAAAAGAAUGUGAAGAAGAACGUUCAGGAGGACACCUCGUUGUUCAGCCUUGGCAUUGGCUUUGAUGUCGACUACGAUUUCCUGAAGAGACUGUCCACUGAAAAUAACGGAAUCGCGCAAAGGAUUUUUGGAAACCAGGAUACCGCCUCUCAAAUGAAGAAAUUCUACAACCAAGUCUCCACCCCACUUCUGAAAAACAUAGAGUUCAACUAUCCCCAGGGCAUGGUAUCGGAUGUCACCCACCACAGUUUCCAGAACUACUUUGGAGGAUCAGAGAUUAUGGUAGCAGGGAAAGUCGACACGGAAAACGCGCAACACUUGCAGAGUGUUAUUACAGCCACUUCUUCCAAUGCAGAGUUAGUCUUGGAGACCUUGGCGGAUUCCGAGGGUCUGGAUGACUUCCUGAACAAAGAUAAGCACGCAGAUCCCAAAUUCACCGAGAAGUUGUGGGCCUACCUUACCAUCAACCAGCUUACGGCCGAGAGAAACCUAGCUUCGACGGGUGCCCUGAAAAGGAACAUCUCUAAAAGGAUCUUGCAGAUGUCCCUUGACCACCACAUCAUAACACCGUACACAGCGAUGCUGAUCGAGCACCCGGACGGAGAUGAAAUCAUGCUGGCUGACUCGCCCCGGGACAAUAAGCGGGCAUGCUGUCCAGGCGCUUUAGCUGUCGGCCACCCAAAGCCCGACAACGCCAUCCCACCCUGGGCCAAGUCCACCUCGAUGCCGAAGGAACCAUUAAGUGCCAUCAAAGGGCCAACCGCAGCAGCCAUCCACGCGGGAUCCUUAAUUAUUGGUCAAGCAGUGACUGACAAUUCCAUCCCAUCUUGGGCGAGGCCCACCCCGAAGCCAGGGGGCCCAUUAGCUGUGGUCAUGGGUCCAACUCUUUCUGCCAUACACGCAGGAACUUUACUUUUAGGGCAACCCCAGCCUGGUAAUACCACUACGUCUCUUGGCAAUCCGGCAAAGAAACCAGCUGACAGCGGAAUACAUGCAGUGGACAACGACCCCCAUUUCAUCAUCAACCUGCCCAGACAACAGGAGAACAUCUGCUUCAAUAUAGAUUCCAAACCUGGAGCGAUCCUGAACCUGGUUUCAGAUGCAGAGUCUGGGAUUGCUGUUAACGGUCAGCUUGUUGGGGCCAAACAGGCCGUCAACGAGAAGCUGCAAACCUACUUUGGUAAGAUCGGGUUUGAUUUCAAAAAGAAAGGUGUAAAAGUCGAAGUGAGCACCGAGGCUAUCACCCUUAUGGACAGCUCCUCCAGCACUUCCCUUUCCUGGUCUGACCCAGGGAGGAUCAUUCGGAGAAGGCUGCUCAUCGUUGUGAACAGGAACAGCAGUGCCACCAUCAUUGUUAACGGGAACACAACUUUCACGGUGUUGCUUCACCGAGCGUGGAAGAAACAUCCCGUCAACGUGGAUUUCCUGGGGAUCUACAUUCCUCCUGAGAACCAGUUCUCCUCCAGCGUCCACGGCCUUAUAGGUCAGUUCAUAGUUGAACCUGCUGUGCUUAUCUACAACGAACGGCCAGGGCAGGAUCCGGAGAAACCCGAAGCCACCAUGGAAGUGAAGGGCCACAAGCUUAAUGUGACGUGGGGAUUCCAAAAGGACUACCGCCUGAACCGAGUGGUCGGGAUCCGCGUUCAGUGCUGGUUCGUGCACAACAGCGGGAAAGGCUUCCUCGAUGGCCGCUACCAAGAUUACCUCGUCCCUACCUUGUACAGCUUUCUGAACCGGCCCUAA